Messenger RNA from Cornus florida, 2163 nucleotides. Its product is annotated as T-complex protein 1 subunit theta. NCBI's taxonomy places the organism in Eukaryota, Viridiplantae, Streptophyta, Magnoliopsida, Cornales, Cornaceae. Gene Ontology annotation, biological process: protein folding. The transcript has 13 exons. Gene Ontology annotation, molecular function: ATP binding; ATP-dependent protein folding chaperone; ATP hydrolysis activity. The record is from RefSeq and is a predicted model, not a curated record. The coding region runs from base 148 to 1782 and encodes 544 amino acids. Gene Ontology annotation, cellular component: chaperonin-containing T-complex.
UGAAGUUCUAGGGCUUUCUUUGUGUGCCUCCUUUUCUCCCUCUCAGUCACUCUCUCUCUCUCUCUGUCUGUCACUUUCUCUCUCUUCUUAUACUCAUCGUGCGAGAGAAGUUGAAGAAAAGUAGAAGAAGAAGAGAUUUGAUCAGAAAUGGGUUAUCAGAUGCCCUACGGUAUGCAAUCAAUGCUGAAAGAGGGGCACAAGCACCUAUCAGGACUCGAGGAAGCGGUGCUCAAGAACAUUGAAGCCUGCAAGCAACUCUCAACCAUUACUCGAACCUCUCUCGGUCCCAAUGGUUUGAAUAAAAUGGUUAUCAAUCAUCUGGACAAGCUUUUUGUCACAAAUGAUGCUGCCACUAUAGUGAAUGAACUUGAAGUUCAACAUCCUGCUGCCAAGAUUCUUGUUUUGGCAGGGAAGGCACAACAGGAGGAAAUCGGAGAUGGGGCUAAUUUGACAAUUUCUUUUGCCGGGGAGCUCCUACAAAAUGCGGAGGAGCUUAUCAGGAUGGGACUUCACCCAAGUGAUAUCAUAAUAGGGUACACAAAAUCAAUUAACAGGGCAGUUGAAAUAUUAGAUGAAUUGGUUGAGAAUGGUUCUGAAAAGAUGGAUGUGAGGAACAAGGAUGAAGUUGUUUUACGGAUGAAAGCUGCUGUUGCUAGCAAGCAAUUUGGGCAGGAAGAUAUUUUAUGUUCUCUAAUUGCUGAUGCAUGCAUACAAGUCUGUCCCAAAAAUCCUGCAAACUUUAAUGUGGAUAAUGUUCGGGUUGCAAAGCUUUUGGGUGGGGGUUUGCAUAACUGUACAAUUGUUAGAGGUAUGGUUUUGAGAACUGACGCUGUUGGGAGUAUAAAACGAGUGGAGAAGGCAAAGGUUGCUGUGUUUGCUGGUGGCGUUGAUACAUCUGCAACUGAAACAAAAGGAACAGUCCUUAUUCAUAGCGCUGAGCAGCUAGAGAACUAUGCAAAAACUGAAGAAGGCAAAGUUGAGGAGCUAAUCAAAGCAGUUGCAGACUCCGGUGCUAAGGUUAUUGUUAGUGGAGCGGCAGUUGGGGAGAUGGCUCUACAUUUCUGUGAACGUUACAAGCUCAUGGUCUUGAAAAUCAGCUCCAAAUUUGAACUACGACGAUUUUGCCGUACAACUGGUGCUGUUGCUAUUUUGAAGCUUGGCCCUCCAAAUCCAGACGAUUUGGGAUAUGUUGAUUCCAUUUCGGUGGAGGAAGUCGGUGGUGUUAGGGUCACUAUUGUGAGAAAUGAAGAAGGUGGGAACUCUGUAGCCACUGUAGUUUUACGAGGAAGUACUGAUAGCAUACUGGAUGACCUUGAGAGAGCAGUUGAUGAUGGUGUGAAUACGUACAAGGCAAUGUGCAGGGACAGUCGUAUAGUACCCGGAGCUGCAGCUACUGAAAUUGAGUUAGCUAGAAGAUUGAAAGAAUUGUCUUUGACAGAAACGGGAAUGGAUCAAUAUGCUAUCGGAAAAUUUGCUGAGAGCUUUGAGAUGGUACCUAAAACCCUGGCUGAGAAUGCUGGUCUCAAUGCAAUGGAGAUAAUAUCUUCUCUGUAUGCUGAGCAUGCAUCUGGAAACACCAAAGUGGGCAUUGACUUGGAACAAGGUGUUUGCAAAGAUGUCUCUAACAUGAACAUCUGGGACCUUCAUGUUACCAAAUUCUUUGCUCUUAAAUAUGCUGCAGAUGCUGCUUGCACUGUGCUACGGGUAGACCAGAUUAUUAUGGCAAAACCAGCAGGUGGCCCAAAAAGGGAUCAGCAGCCCGCAGGAAUGGAUGAGGACUAAACUUUCUGAGCGGAUGAUGCAAUUGAUUGUCAUGAGUGUGCUUGUAACUUGAUCGGCAAUUCUUGUAACUGGUUAUGCGUGUCUUCAGUUAAUUGUCAUGACUUUGCUUUUAACUUCAUGGGCUUUUCUUGUAACUGGUUAUGCACGUCUUGUUUUCUUUUGAAUGCCGGCCUCGGCUAAAGAAAUUUUGGUUCAUCAUGAAAUGGACAGUGAUGUUGGUGUAUAUGCUACUCAUUAACCAACUCUUUGAGUUUGUAGUGGGUGAUAUUCAAUUUCUUUUUGUAUUUGGAGAUUUGACGCCCAACUUAAAACAUGAUCAUGGAGUCCGUUGGCUGUACCUGUGCCUGAAAUGAAUUUAUUCCCUACUUGAGAAGGUUUUUU